GCCCGCAUCCUCAAGAACACCCGCCCGCCGCCAAAAAUGUCUUUCGUGGAGUACCAGGUCGUGGGUCGCCACCUGCCCACCGAGCAGGACCCGAACCCCAAAAUCUACCGCAUGCGCAUCUUCGCGCCCAACGAGGUGGUCGCCAAGUCGCGGUUCUGGUACUUCCUUCGCCAGCUCAAGAAGGUCAAGAAGGCCUCCGGCGAGAUCAUCGGCGUCAACGUCAUCCACGAGAAGAAGCCGCUGAAGGUGAAGAACUUCGGUAUCUGGCUCCGCUACGACUCGCGCUCCGGCACGCACAACAUGUACAAGGAGUUCCGCGAGCUCUCGCGCACGGCCGCGGUCAAGAGCCUCUACCAGGACAUGGCGGCGCGCCACCGUGCCCGCUUCCGGUCGAUCCACAUCCUCCGCGUCGUUGAGGUCGAGAAGUCUGAGGACGUCCGCCGCCCGUACAUCAAGCAGCUCAUGGUUCCGGACCUCAAGUUCCCCCUCCCCCACCGCGUCAACAAGUACAAGUCGACGUUCAUCGCCCACCGCCCGGCCACGUUUGCGUAAGCGCGCGUCUGAGGUAUGUGCGGUCAGUGCGAGGUCUGUACUGGCCGGUGCUGGCUUUAUGGUGGCGUCUUUCCUGGCGGUAGUGUACGAUUACAUGUCCAUGUACGUCCCUAGUUGACGGGGCUCCUAUGCUAUAUGUAUGCGCAUGCUUGCUAUGUCACUCUCAUCUGUGUGGAAGUCCGAGUUGAGUUGUGUCAGGAUCAUGCUUGUUGAGCUAUCGAUUGCUGAAGAUUAUCCACUUCGCUGCCUCAACCGCGUCCUUCGCUUGAGAUGCGAGAUUGGCGAACGCCUUGGGCGGACCAGGUCGCACGUCC
Molecule: messenger RNA, 866 nt
Organism: Schizophyllum commune H4-8
Lineage: Eukaryota; Fungi; Basidiomycota; Agaricomycetes; Agaricales; Schizophyllaceae
Product: 60S ribosomal protein L20
Exons: 5
Coding region: 37-552 (171 amino acids)
Biological process (GO): translation
Cellular component (GO): ribosome; cytosolic large ribosomal subunit
Molecular function (GO): structural constituent of ribosome
Source: RefSeq, a predicted model, not a curated record